AAAAAUGACACAUUUUUCAAUCUGUGUCUUUGCAGAGACUUUGUGCGCUUACUGACCAGGUUUACUUUUACUCUUCAGACAACCUGUGACCAGGAUCCAGCUGAAAAAACAACCAUAAAAACUGAUCUUAGAUCAGCACAAGCCAUAGCAGUGGCACCUUAUCGAUGUGGACUCUAUCUGACUCUUUACACACUGAUGAACCUGUCCGUUAUUUAAAUCCUACAGUUUAAACAAACAUGGCUGCACUGGUGUCGCUCUUUCUGGCGUCAGUCCUGGUGGAUACGGCUCUGUUAGCGUCUCAGACUUCACUGGAGAAGGAUUUUUUACAGUCACUGGCCCCUGAGGACAUAUUCCAUUAUUUUGACUCUAAUUCAACAACAUUAGUGCCUGAAUUUGAGCUUGUGUGGGUAAGUUGCUUCAGGGAUGAGAGCAGUGGAAGACACUGCUCGUUUCAAGCCCAGGGGAAAGACUUCAAACUGAGGCGGAGAAACGAGCCGUCCUUGUCCUGUCCCUCCAACCUGGAGAUCGCCAUCAAUACCACACUCAGUGUAAUAAAGAGGAGGGAUAAUACGUGUUGUGAGCAACUUGACAUAUUGCAGCCAGAAGAUGCUAGAUCGUUUCUCUCAGUUUGUGAUGGAAAACUUCAAGGCCUGCUUCUCUUGCAGUCAGGAAAGCUACACGUUCAUCCACUGUCUCACAAACAUUCAGAUCACCUGAGAAAUGCUGUGGCCACACCUCCAGGUGUACCACACCUGCUCUUGCCCCGCCCAUCACCUGUAAGGACACGCCUUCAGCAGUCACAGAGUCAUCGUAGGCUUCAGAGGUCACUUCUAGGGGCAGAGGUCACUCAUUUAGAGCUGCUGGUGGUAGUCAGUCCCGAUGUCCAUGAGGUUCACAAGCAGGACACAGAGAGAUACAUCCUCACCAACCUGAACAUUGCAUCUGAGCUGUUACGAGAUGUCACUCUAGGGGCAAAUAUAAGAGUCCACUUGAUCCGUAUGAUCAUUCUCACUGAGCCAGAGCCAGACAUUCAGAUCUCUGAUGACAUCACUUCCUCUCUGAGGAGUGUGUGUGAGUGGGGUCAUAAAGUCAACCCUUCCUCUGAGACUGACCCCCUGCAUGCAGACCUGCUCCUGUACAUCACCAGGUUUGAUUUAGUAUUGCCCAGUGGGAAUAAACAGGUGAGAGGCGUGACCCAGCUGGGUGGAGUCUGUUCUAGCCAGUGGAAUUGUGUAAUUACAGAAGAUACAGGCUUCGACCUUGGCAUCACUAUUGCACAUGAGAUUGGACACAGUUUUGGAAUAAACCAUGAUGGCGUAGGCAACACAUGCAGCAGUGGUGGGUUUAUAAUGGCGUCUGAUGGCGGUUACAACAGUGUGGAUCUCACCUGGUCUCAAUGCAGCAGAAACCAGCUCCUUAACUUCUACAGUGCAGGCAAGGCAGAGUGUGUGAAGGAUGUACCGGUGCUGGGAGGAUCGCUGCAGGAGUGGAAACCCGGACUGUAUUAUGGUGUGGAUGAUCAGUGUCGCAUCGCAUUCGGGAGCACAGCCACUGCCUGCUCCUUCACUAGCAGUGACAUGGCUACCUGUCGAGUUCUGUCCUGCCAUAUCAUCCCUGGCGAUCGCAGCACCUGCACCCGACUUCUUGUGCCGCUGUUGGACGGCACUGAAUGUGGACUAAAUCAGUGGUGUUUAAAGGGCCGUUGUGUAUCUGCGUCCAAACUGAGCUCCUCUCUGCUGGUUCAUGGCUCCUGGUCAUCCUGGUCUGAAUACUCCUCCUGUUCACGCACCUGUGGAGGAGGGAUCACAUACCGAAAGAGAGAGUGCAACAAUCCCAGGCCAGCAUUUGGAGGAAGAAACUGUGAGGGAGAAGAGAUGGAGGCUGAACUUUGUAAUCGACAGCCAUGUGAAAGUAACCAGCUUGAGUUCAUGGCCCAGCAGUGCUCAGAUACAGACCAUCAACCCCUCCUGCUUUCUGCAUAUUCAACCACAGCCUACUCAUGGAUUCCUGCAGUUGGUUUCAUUUCAGGUGAUGCUCAGUGUAAGCUGAUGUGUCGCUCUCGUGAGCAGGACUUCAUGGUGAGUCGUGGGGCUCAGUUUAUCGACGGGACGAGGUGUGAACUUGAUGGCCCUGUCAGUGCUGGCUCUGUUACUGCCUGCCUUAACGGGAAGUGCAAGGUGUUUGGCUGUGAUGGAGUGUUGCACUCUGGGAAAGUGGAGGAUGUUUGCGGGGUGUGUGGAGGAAAAGGCAACACCUGCCAUCUUAUUACUGGCUCUUACACAGGUGGAGAGGCCAAAGAGUAUGUCACUUUCCUCAUUCUGCCAGUGAACGCCUCUCAGGUCCACAUUAAUAACUGGAAUCCAGUUUUCACACAUAUGGCCAUGCUGGUGAAUGAUGAAUAUAUAGUAGCUGGAGAUGGGGAUAUAGCAUUAAACACAACCCACCCUUCACCUUUGGAGGAGAACCACAUGAUCUAUAACCUCUACCUCACCCCUGACCUCCUACCUCACACAGAGGAGCUCAUUCUGUCCGGACCAAUCACAGACAAGAUCUACAUACAGGUGUAUCGAAAAUAUGGAAGGGAAUACGGAGACAUCACGAGUCCAAACAUCACCUAUCAGUACUACAUGCCAGAUGUUGAACCAGUGGAGAAGAUAAUAAAGGGUCGAUGGUCCACUGUCAUUUCAUCUUGUUCUGUAACCUGUGGCUCAGGGAUUCAGAGGGUUAGUCAGGAGUGUGUUGACAUGAACACUCAGGAACACCUAGAAGAGCAACUCUGCAGCUCAGUUACUCCCAAACCAACCACCCUGCAGCCGUGUCACCUACCUGACUGCCCUCCCAGUUGGGUGCUGAGUGAAUUUGGUCCUUGCAGCGCCCCUUGUGGAGUUGGAGAGCGGCUGCGCUCUGUGGCCUGUAUGCAGAAACGGGGUAUGGAAACAGUGGCAUUGCCAGAUUCUUCAUGCUCUCAGAUGAACAAACCUGCAGCAACAGAAACCUGCAACACUCAGCUGUGCUCUGCCAGAUGGCAAAUCUCAGAGCCCGGUGAGUGUUCAGCUGUGUGUGGUCCAGGUGAGGCUCACAGAUCAGUGUCCUGCAUCCGCUCCCACCGUGGCGCUGACCUGGAGGUAGACGAAAGCCUCUGUUUACAUCCCAAACCUUCUGAACAUGUCCCGUGUGUGGUGGAUGUGUGCCCUAUUGGCUGGGAAACACAUGGGAAGUAUCAGCAGGACCACACAGGGUCACUUUCUGUAAUACUCCGGUCCAAAAUAAUUCCAGUAUAUGUGUGGAGCCCUGUGAUUGGCCACUGCUCUAAGACUUGUGGAAAUGGUACUCAGCAGAUAUGGUUCUCCUGUGUGGACCAUAAUUCACGACUAGAUGUCCCAGAGUUCCUUUGUGAUCGCUUUAGUAAGCCUGAACCAUAUACAAAGCUGUGUGUCCAGUCACCCUGCCCUGCCAUGUGGCGCUACAUACAGGGGGUGUGCAGUGUGUCCUGUGGAGGUGGUGUGGCAAGAAGGGUGCUGUACUGCUCUCAGCAGGCUGCAGGGGGAGAUGGAGGCAUGGAAGUAGUGCUAGCAGAGUCAGCCUGUCUCCCUGCCUCCAGACCUCUAAAAGUGGUGCCAUGUAACACUGAGCCCUGUCCAGCAAGGUGGCAAGUGGGUGAACAGGGUCCAUGUUCAGUGUCCUGCGACCUGGGUGUGGCAUUAAGGAGGGUCUCAUGUGUCCAGUUUGAUGGGAAAUUGCAGAGAGAAGUUGAGGAUGAGCAUUGUGAAGAAGGCAAGAAACCUCCUCUCACAGUGCCCUGCUUCACCCAGGCCUGUUCCUUCCACUGGGGUGUACAGGAGUGGAGUGAGUGUUCAGUCUCUUGUGGUUAUGGGAUCCAGUCUCGGACUGUCUCAUGCCUUGGGCCGUCCAGCCCUCUACCCAUCACUCCCAUCCUCUGCGUCCACCUUCCCAAACCCAUCACUAUCCAGGCCUGCUACAGUGCCAACUGCUCCACCCUGGGUCCAAGCACUGCUCCUACCCAGAAACCAGAGGCCUGGAGCAAGACGAGUGCAUGGAAAUUCUUGGAUGAGGAGAAGAGGACCACAUAUGCACCUGCUGGAGACACUGAGAAGUUCUCAGAAGUUGUACCUACAGUACCAGCGUUGAGGAGCACCACAACAUUGUCGACACAACCUCCACAGAGCAGUUUGUGUGGGCAGCUAUUUCUUCAGGACACGGGAAUCAUUGACCUAAGGAAUGUCAGUGAGAGACGGUGUUUCAUCUCUAUUGGCCGUCCUCUGGAUGAAGUUAUCCAAAUCAGAAUUGAGUCCAGCUCUCUUAACUGUAGACACAAAGAGAAUCUUGCCCUUUAUGAGAGAAAGUCUCUGAGGCAAAUCUGUGAAAAGAUGGCUGGAAAGACGCUGACUUCACGCUCUAAUGUUCUGUUGGUGCGUCAAAGCCAUCUCACCCCUGGCAGUGGAGUGCUGCUUUCCUAUCAGAGUAAGAAGAACAUGAAGAAAAGCCAUCAUGAAGAUUGUGAUGUUCAGCUGUUCUCUCCAUCUGGUUUGAUUGAGAACCCAGUUAGGAGUUCAUCAUCCUCAUCCUCCAGCAUGCAGUCUUGUCGGGUGUUCAUUGAUGCCCCGCCUGCAUUAAGGAUACAGAUCAGAGCGCUAUCUGUAUUCAAUACAACCUCCUCAGACUCUGCAUAUGUGCUGAUCCGAGAUGUAGACGCUGUAAAAACUGCAGUAUUUAAAGGCAAACAGCUUUUCCACUGGAGUUCUACAGGAAGCAGGGCGGAAGUGGAAUUCCAUGGGGAAUACCAGCAAAUGAAGGGAGCAUUUAGAGCACAGUAUUCUUAUAUUAAACCUGAGGAGGCUAAACUGAUCUAGUCCUUGAUCAGUUUAUCCAGGAAUGUGUUUAAAGGAAUGCUCUAUUUUGCA
Molecule: messenger RNA, 4922 nt
Organism: Pangasianodon hypophthalmus (striped catfish)
Lineage: Eukaryota; Metazoa; Chordata; Actinopteri; Siluriformes; Pangasiidae
Gene: adamts13
Product: ADAM metallopeptidase with thrombospondin type 1 motif, 13
Exons: 31
Coding region: 237-4871 (1544 amino acids)
Biological process (GO): extracellular matrix organization; proteolysis
Cellular component (GO): extracellular matrix
Molecular function (GO): metalloendopeptidase activity
Source: RefSeq, a predicted model, not a curated record